CUGACUGACCCCCAACAAGCCUUCCCAAAACACUACCGGCCCUAUAAAUCCCCACCUCGCCCAGUGCAUUCGACUCGCACAUCGCCUGCUGGACAUCACCUGCGAGGCCUACUUCCACACAGCCACAUCAUAAGAUCCAUCAGCAAUGCACUCCCCACCUUUUCAUCUCCUCGUCUGGCUGGCAGUGACAGCAAUAGCCCAGCGCGGCCCCGGCGAGAUCUGCGCCCCUUACCCGGGGGCCUUCUGCGAGGAAGGGCUGUCGUGUGUUUCGUGCCGUCCGAAUGUACCUGGUGUGCCGGGGGGUGAUGAGUAGCGUUGUCCUUCGCAGAGGGAGAACGAGCCUGGAUAUUUGCUCAUCUGGAUGUGUAGUGUGGUUUUCAUAAUCCGUGCAAGGGACAAGAGUCGUGGUAUCGUGGUUGUUGGUGAGGAGGGAGGGAGGGGAGGAGGGGAGGGAAGAGAGGAGGAAGAGGUCACGAGUGUGGGCGUUGGGCACGACGUAGCGCGGGCCCCGGC
Messenger RNA from Aspergillus japonicus CBS 114.51, 513 nucleotides. RefSeq lists its product as uncharacterized. Lineage: Eukaryota; Fungi; Ascomycota; Eurotiomycetes; Eurotiales; Aspergillaceae. The record is from RefSeq and is a predicted model, not a curated record. The transcript has a single exon. The annotation marks the transcript as partial.